UUGAUUUCCUCUGGUUUUAAUUGUUGAUUGAUUUUGAUUCCAUAAUCUACUUUGAUUAGUCUUACAAUUUGUCGGUGUUAAGAUGACCAGCGAUCUUUGAAUUGGCUUCGUUUUGUUUAGAUUCUAAUUGUGGUUACUCUUUUGUGAUGGCGAAAAUAAAUUUGAUACAAAACGACAUUCGAAAUGAAGAAAUGGUCGACCAAGUGGUUUGUACUGUUGAAAGAUUGUCACUCGUCAUGGAGAAUAUGUUCAAUUCGGUUGAUGGUCGUCUGGAUGCUCUCAAGGGACGAAUGACAAGUAUCCAGGAUCGAUCGAUCGAGGCUCAGAGAAACAUCGACAAAAUUAGAGAGUCGAAAUCUAAAGUGACCAAAGUGUUUGCUCGUCAUCGUUAUCCGGCCAAAUCCGUUAAUCGACCAUAUCAAGCCUUGGAUAAUAUUCCAUGGACAUCGAUUCGACCUGAUGAAAGUAACAUGAAAUCUUAUUCUAAAGAGCCGAUCAACGGAGCUCAUAUUCCUUUCGAUGAUGAAUCAUUGAAAGAUAAGAUUAAAUUUUUCAUCACCGCUCGGGAGAAAAGGCCCGCUGGCAGUGGAUCUCUUGAUUCUAAAAAUGGUGUUGAUUCAGUUCCAUGGGAGAGAAUAACAAAUGUCGGAACUUUGGUCAUGUUUAAUUCGUCAGAAAAUCCGUUCCUUCGCUCUCGUCAAGUUUCUUCUCUAGUUGAUGUCAAGAUGAAAAUUCGAAAAGGAGUUCAAUCAAUGAUUGAUGAUACCGAUGGUAUUGUUCCGUUGACACCUUCUUCUAUUCUAAAUUCUGAGCAGAUCGAAAGCCAAGAGAAAAUGUUGCAAUAUAAUCCAAACUCACAAGCUGCCCCAAAGAUACUCGAUUCAUUGCCUUCAGCUUUACCCCAUUUACCUGGAAUAGCCGAUGAUUUAUUAUUUACUAGCGAAGAAACUUUCGAUCAUUUUAAUCGAAGUUCAUCAGAAAUUGGAUCAUUACCUAAACUGAUUAGUAGUCCUAUCGCUAAACCAGAAGCAGCUCAUGAUUUUCAAGCACAACGUCAAGUCGCUCCUACGAACAUUCAAUCACUUAGCCAAUCAACUCCACCGCCACCAAUGUCUUCAGGACAACAAACAUUACCUUCAGCUAACACUCCAAUGGUACCAUCUAUACCUCCACCUCCUCCUCCUCCACCACCGCCACCCUUAGUUACUCUGCCAUCAGGACCUGCUGGACCACCCCCACCACCUCCUCCACCUCCACCUUCAGCACCUAUUGCACCUCCUCCACCUCCCGCACCUCUUGUCCCUCCGUUAUCUACCGACGAUUCUCAACCCACUGUCCCUACACCAGCAGCGCCUAAGGCACCAAUCGGCGAUCCAAGAGAAGGCCUUUUAGCUUCGAUUCGUCAAGCUGGUGGUCGCCCAACAAAGAAACCUAUUAACCUUAAACAGCGGAAAAUCGAGGAGAAAAAAGAGGCUCGCGCUGUGGUCAGCGACGACUUCAUGUCAGCCUUACAACAGAAACUGAACGAUCGACGCAAAGGAAUAAGCGGAAAAAGUAGCGAAGUCGAUGGACCAAAAUCAGGUUCAUCUCUAUCUCGAGCUGCAGCCGCUAUCAUGUCACAACAAAGACGAGACAGCGUUUCAUCAUCAGCCUCAUCAAUCAACGACGAUGCAGAUUGGGAUGACAAUUAACCGAAACAAUCAAGUCACUAAACUAAACCUGUAAAUAGCAUCAAAUGUAAUAUAAACAAAAAAGCAAACGACAAAAUCAAGAGAAAACCAAAACUAUUAUUGUUAACAAAAUGAUAUUCCAAUCAUAAUAUAAAACUAAUCAUUCACAAUUAACAAACAAUCCAACAAUCCAACAAUCAACAGAUAAAACAAUCUAAAUUUAAAUGGAAAAUAAAACCUCUAAAAAAGUGGAUUAUGCUCAAUAUGCUUAAGAAUAAAUCAUAUGUUCCCAAUAACGAGAUUUCGUUUUUUAGAUAACAUA
Messenger RNA from Panonychus citri (citrus red mite), 1992 nucleotides. RefSeq names its product WASH complex subunit 1-like. The transcript has a single exon. Gene Ontology annotation, molecular function: alpha-tubulin binding; gamma-tubulin binding. The record is from RefSeq and is a predicted model, not a curated record. The coding region runs from base 147 to 1691 and encodes 514 amino acids. Gene Ontology annotation, cellular component: early endosome; WASH complex; recycling endosome. Gene Ontology annotation, biological process: exocytosis; retrograde transport, endosome to Golgi; Arp2/3 complex-mediated actin nucleation. Lineage: Eukaryota; Metazoa; Arthropoda; Arachnida; Trombidiformes; Tetranychidae.